CUGAAGGCACCAUCAUCACCGACACCACGAACGUCGACUCGCUGACCACCAUUCAGUACCUGGAGCGCACUAAAACUCACCGUGCAGAUCAGGUGGCCAGUGGCCGUUUUGAGCGCCCGCACUUUGUCGUCUCCCUGCGCGGCCCCUCCGAGGCGAACGAGGGCGACCAGGUGACGCUGGAGUGUCGCGUGGCGCCGGUGGGCGACCCCACCCUCACCAUCACCUGGUACCGAAACGGGGAGGAACUGCGGUCGAGCAAUCGAAUCGCCGCCUCCAGCUACUUUGGCUACGUCCUCCUGGACAUUGCCGCCGUCAGUGCGGAGGAUGCGGCCAUCUACAUGGUCAAGGCAAGCAACGCGGAAGGCGAGGCCAUCUCUUCGCACCAGUUGCGCGUGAACACCUUUGCCGCCAUUGACCGCCGCUCACAACUCGAUCCGGCGGCGUACCGCCAGAUUCGAAGUCUGGAGACGAGCAGAUUCGAAAAGCGCACCACUCGUCAGCUUCAACAGCAAGUUCCCCCGCCUCGUUUCACCGCCCACUUGACCAGUGACAACGACGUCCCUGAGGGCGAGUCGCUUCACCUGGAGGCCCGUCUGGAGCCAGUGGAUGAUCAAAAUCUGGUCGUCGAGUGGUACAAGAACGGAAAUUAUCUAGUUCUAGGCUCACGCACCACCACCGGCCUCGACUUUGGCCGAGUCACGUUGGACAUUGUCGGCUGCAAGCCGGAGGACUCGGGAGUGUACAUCUGCCGAGCCAUAAACCAGGUGGGUGAAGCGACCACCUGCUGCUCCAUCAAGGUGGUGGCCGAGUCUUCUCGUUUCAUCGACUCGACCUCCCUCUUCCCGGAAAGUACUCUGAGUCGGCUGGAUGAGUUUGAGGUUGUGACCAUGGGCGCCAGAAGGGCUCCUGAUGGUGAGGCUACUACCACUACUCCACCAAGUACUUCUCUGGUGCAACCGCCCUACUUUAGCUCUCAUAUUCGAAGCGUCGAAACGGUAGAGGGUGAGACCGUCAUCUUUGAAUGCACCGUUUCAGAGGAAGCGCAGGCGGAUCCGACGCUGCGCGUCGAG
This is a messenger RNA of Rhagoletis zephyria (snowberry fruit fly), 1070 nucleotides long. RefSeq names its product titin-like. The record is from RefSeq and is a predicted model, not a curated record. Lineage: Eukaryota; Metazoa; Arthropoda; Insecta; Diptera; Tephritidae.